This is a messenger RNA of Xylona heveae TC161, 1251 nucleotides long. RefSeq lists its product as hypothetical. The transcript has a single exon. The coding region runs from base 59 to 1093 and encodes 344 amino acids. Gene Ontology annotation, biological process: DNA-templated transcription initiation. Lineage: Eukaryota; Fungi; Ascomycota; Xylonomycetes; Xylonales; Xylonaceae. Gene Ontology annotation, cellular component: RNA polymerase I complex. The record is from RefSeq and is a predicted model, not a curated record.
GACUCUUGAAGCAAUUAUAGGACAUUUAGAGUCUGCCUUUUCGGUGGACAUUGACACCAUGUCUGCCGAAGUCGAAAUGUCCUCAACGCCUCCGACGGAAAAGGUUCAUAAGAAGCACAAGGGACACAAGGAGCACAAAGAUCGCUCCGAUAAGAAGAGCGAAAAGAAACGCAAAAGAGACGAGAAGCAAGACGCAGAGCGAUCGCCUUCCAAGAGAGGCCGCUCGGAAGCUCCUGUGGCUACUGAGACCCCAGCCACCGAUGCGAAAACUUCCAGCAACUACGACGAUGCGCCUGAGGGCUCCCCGUUCUCUGUUCACACCGCUUCGCUCUACCUACCACUUGCACCCAUUUCCCAAUUGAAGCCAAUCGAUGGCCUCUGCGCAGAGCAUCUUUCUCCUCUCAUCCUUACAUACUAUGCGCCGUUCCGAGGCGUGGUGCUCUCGUAUAGCAAUGUGCGAUUGUCAGAGCAACCGUCCGCAGCAGGCAAGCAAGGUUCUGGUCCCGUCUUAGCUCAGUCGGUCGACGAAUAUGCGGUCAGCUUCGUCUGGGUCACCGCCGACUUCCUCCUGUUUAAUCCGAAGCGUGGCGACUGGAUCGAAGGAUGGGUCAACUUGCAGCACGAAGGUCACUUGGGUCUCGUUUGCUGGAACCUUUUCAACGCCAGUAUAGAGCGGAAACGGCUACCGAAAAGCUGGCAGUGGGUCGGUCCAAGCACGUCUAGGUCAAAUUCAAGGGCAGAUGAUCAGGCCGAUGCUGCUGCCGAGGGCGAGGGCUAUUACGUGGACGAGGACGGUAACAAGGUCGAAGGCAAGAUUAAGUUCAGGGUCAAGGACAUUGAAACCUCGGCUUCUUCUAGUCAUGAGAGGGGUUUCUUGAGCAUUGAGGGUACCAUGCUACCCGAGGAAGAAGAAAAGCAGCUCUUGGAACAGGAAGUCUCCAAUAAGAAGCGCCCUGCGCUCAAAGGCAGACGAGGAAUACAGCGCAUACAGCCGGUAUUCAAGCAAUCCAAGCCUCAGACAGUGCAUAUAGAGACAGGGAAAGCUUCUAAUGAUGCCGAUUCUGGCACGGGUAAGCAUAGAAUGGCGUACUAGGGAUCUUAAAAGUUUAUUGGGGAGUCGAUGGCAUUUUUGUAUAUCCUUUGUAUUUACAGCGAUAUAAUUUCUCUUUACAAUUUUUCAAGGCUAGACGCGAUGAGUGUCAGUACAUAUUUGAUCUAUAAGUAAGAAAAAAUCAAAUGGGUUGAUUCAGG